Tetranychus urticae (two-spotted spider mite) is the source of this 3101-nucleotide messenger RNA. Its product is annotated as lysosomal alpha-glucosidase. Gene Ontology annotation, molecular function: alpha-1,4-glucosidase activity; carbohydrate binding. NCBI's taxonomy places the organism in Eukaryota, Metazoa, Arthropoda, Arachnida, Trombidiformes, Tetranychidae. The record is from RefSeq and is a predicted model, not a curated record. Gene Ontology annotation, biological process: carbohydrate metabolic process.
AUUUCUGUGAUAAUUGAUAUGAUUACACUGGAUGAUCAAGUGAUCUCAAUUCAGGUGAAUUUUGUUCCUAAUCAUUUAUAACUAAGCUAUUAAAAGUGAGACAAAUCUAUGCCAUAAUUCAAUUGAACAACUUUAAACAUGCAAGAAAAGAAGCCAAAGUGUUGUGAAUCACAAACUUAUUUAUAUCCCAGUAAAGAACCUUCUUCUAAUGUUUUUUCUUCACGACGAUGUUUAAUAAUAAUUUUAUUCUUGAAUUUUGUUACCAUUUCUAUUAUUACUGGAUACGUUUUGUACAAUGAACGGUUGUUAGAAUCAACAAUUGACAAGCCUUUUGUCGAUUGGCAAAGGGACGACUCAACCCAUUAUAUAGCAACUUAUUACGCUUCAAGCUUAAAUUCAAAUGGAGUUUUUAAGGCACCUCCACCUAGUAAAACUGACUCAACAUCAAAACAAUGUACUUUGGCCGAUGAAAACAAAUUUGAUUGUAAUCCUGAUGAACCUGUUAGCCAACAAGUUUGUGAAUCAAGAGGAUGCUGUUGGGUUCCUGUUACAAUAAAAAAACGUAAUGUGCAAUCUCUCAAUGUACCUCAAUGUUUCUAUCCUAGUGAUUACAAGGGCUAUGAAAUCGCUGAUGUGCAGCAAGAAAAAAACAGUGCAUUGAUCAAACUUGUUCGAAAAGUCGCCUCUGGCUUCCCUCAAGACAUUAGUAAUGUCAGCGUUGAGAUAACUGGACUCGAUGAUGAAAGGCUUCGAAUUAGAUUUGUUGAUGCUGAAAAGGACCGUUUUGAAGUUCCAAUGCCUUUUUUCAAUGUAUCAGAAGCAGAGCAGUUUAACUCAACUCUGUACAAAAUUACAAUUAAUCAGGAUGGAAAACUUCUGGUCAGCCGUACAUCAACUGGAACUGUCAUAUUUAAUGCUGAUCUUUCAACCUUAAUUUACUCUGAUAAAUUUAUUCAAUUGUCAGUCCGUGUUCCUUCUCAAUAUCUUUAUGGUCUUGGCGAACAUAAAGCUUCUUUCAAAAAAGACUUGACUGGUUGGAAUCGAUAUACAAUGUUUGCCCGUGAUAUUGGUCCAACAGAAGGUGUCAAUCUCUAUGGUUCUUAUCCAUUUUACAUAAUGCCUGAAGAUGAUGAUUCAAUGAACGCUCACGGAGUAUUUUUACUUAAUAGCAAUGCUAUGGAUGUUAUAACUCAAUCUACUCCAGCUAUCACCUAUCUAACUAUUGGUGGUAUUCUUGACUUUUUCCUUUUCUUGGGUCCAACGGCAUCACAAGUUGCUAGACAGAACAUCAAUCUUAUCGGUCGACCCGUACUUCAACCUUACUGGUCUUUCGGAUUUCAUCUUUGCCGUUACGGUUACGAUAGUUUGAACAAAACUCGUGAAACAUUGGAACGAAAUUUAGCUGUGGGAAUUCCAAUCGAAGCACAGUGGAAUGAUAUUGAUUACAUGGACCGUUUCAACGAUUUUACUUAUGAUAAAGUCAAUUAUGCCGGUCUAGGCGAUUUUGUCAAAGAGCUACAUUCAAAGAACAUGCAUUAUGUCAUUAUUUUGGAUCCUGGUGUUAGUGCUGCAGAGCCAGCUGGAACUUACCCGCCAUAUGACGAUGGAGUUAAGGCUGAUAUUUUUGUAAAAAAUAGCACCGAUCAAAUUUUUGUCGGCAAGGUUUGGAAUCUUGUGUCCACUGUCUAUCCUGAUUUUACUAAUCCUGCUACAACUGAUUACUGGAAGAACCAAUUAGUUAAUUUGCGAAAGGAAAUUGAUUUUGACGGUAUUUGGAUUGACAUGAAUGAACCAUCCAACUUCUACAAUGGUCAAAUUGAUGGAUGUCCGAACGAUCCUUACGAAAAACCUCCCUAUGUACCGGGUGGAACUGAUCUCAAAACCAAAACACUCUGUAUGAAUGCAAAACAGUACGCUGGCAUUCAUUACAAUGUUCAUAGUCUUUACGGGCUAUACGAAAAUGUUGUCACUUAUAAUGCUGCUCUCGAUAUUUUUAAAGCUCGGCCAUUCAUUCUUUCUCGUUCAACAUAUCCAUCGCAGGGUCAUUAUGCUUCUCAUUGGUCUGGAGAUAUUGAAUCAUCUUGGGAUCAUAUGAAAUAUUCAAUUUCAAACAUGCUUGAGUUCAAUGUUUAUGGAAUCCCAAUGAUUGGAAGUGAUAUCUGUGGUUUCGCUGGAAAUACUGAAGUAGAACUUUGUAUGAGAUGGUCCUCGUUAGGUGCUUUCUACCCAUUCUCACGAAACCAUAAUGAUAAAAAUAAACUCGAGCAAGAUCCAGCCAUUUUAGGAGAAACUGUUGUCGCUGCAGCUAAAUAUGCUUUAGAAGCUCGUUAUAAAAUGUUGCCAUAUCUUUACACCUUAUUUGCUAAAGCUAACAUGAAUGGAGAUACUGUUGUAAGAUCGCUGUUUUUCGAAUUUCCUUUGGAUAAAAAUACUUAUUCAAUUGAAACCGCUUUCCUUUGGGGUUCAAGUUUGUACAUUAUUCCAGUUCUGGAGCCUCAAAAAACGCAAGUUGAUGCUUACUUCCCAAAUGAGCUUUGGUAUAAUUUUGAGGAUAAAAAACUGGCAUUCAACAGUACUGGUGAAAGCAAGACUAUACAAAUUGAUAAUGACAAAAUUGGUCUUUUUAUGCGAGGAGGAUCAAUUGUACCUGUUUACCAAUCUUCAGCAAACACAACCACUGAGCUGAGAAAACAAAAAUACUAUUUAAAUGGCUAUCUCGACAAGUCAGGACAUGCAGUUGGUGAAAUUUACCAUGAUGAUGGUAAAUCAAUUGACAGUAUUGAAAGUGGCAUUUACAUUCACGCAGAUUGUAAAGCUAACAAGGAUCACCUCGUCUGCAAUUAUUUGAAUAUGGCAACAUUUGAUGAUUUUAAUAUCGGAGGUGUUACUAUUUCGGGACUCUCUGAAAAGCCUAAAAGGAUAAAUCUCAAUGGAAAAUCUUUAUCCACUGACAGUUUUACUCAUGACGAUUCUAUACUCACGAUUGAGCUACCUGAAGACUUUAAUUCUUCACAAUCAUUUUCUAUUGACUUCAGUUAUUAAAAAUUGGUUGAUAACUUAUAGAACUUAUAAGAUAAUAUUGACCAAUGGUUGAAUUAUUA